UACAUUAUUAUUUUUUGUUUAACAAACGCGUCGAAAUAACUUUGUCAUUAUGUGAGAAUAUAUCUAAAAAAAUAAAAAUUGUUGCAUUAACUUAAACAAUCCAAUUUCAUGAACUUACUAUGUUUGUAUUCUACAGCUCAUUGAUUUUCACCAAACUUCAAAAAUCGUAACAAAGCUCCAUGAUUCCAGAAUUCAUAAUGAACUUGUCUAUAUGGUGGUUUCUCUACUGUUAUGUUCGCUCAAUUAUAAAGUGGUUUCUUCGAAAAACCACUGGAUUUUGUGAACUUCAAAGAAUCUGUUAUGGGGAAGUCAGUGGCGCUCCAAGAGUCAAGGGAGUCGAACAAUCAUUAUACUUAUCUAAAUCUAAGCAGAUUAGACAAUUGGUAGAUCAUUUAAAUGAUAUUGCGGAGAAUAGGAGGUUUACUGGAGCUAAUGAAAGAGAAAUAUUAAGAGGGGCUGUUAGUACAGUUCUUUUAGUUAAAAGAAUCAACCCUAAAAUCCACCAGCAGUUUGUUACUGCAUUUGGAAAAUGUGUUGAGCAAAUUUGGGGCUAUAAGCAAUUGAUGGCUGAAGUAGAAAUGUUGCGCCAGACCCCAUUUGAUUGUGAUGACUUUGAGCAUGAAAGAAAGUUAUAUGAUUUGUGGGAGAAUUUAAUGCCACAUGAGCAAUUAGAAGGUCGCAUCACGAAACAGUGGCAGGAUAUAGGAUUCCAAGGUGAUGAUCCUAAAACUGAUUUUCGAGGGAUGGGCUUGCUUGGUCUAGAAAAUCUACUCUUCUUUGCUACCGAGUACAAAGCGCCAGCACAACAUGUGCUUUCCCACUCGAUGCAUCCUCAAUAUGGCUACUGUUUUGCAAUAGUGGGAAUCAACUUGACUUCAAUGGCCUGGUCAAUGCUGAGAGACGGUAGCGCCAAGACCUACUUCUAUAAUACUUCAAGAAGCUUGCCGGCGAUACGCUUGUUUCACUCGUUUUAUAGUUAUUUAUUUUACGAGUUUGACAAGUUUUGGGUAGAUAGUAAGCCUACGGAUAUAAUGGAAUUUUCGGCAGUAAGGGACAAGUUUGAAAAAAAUGUGCGAGUUAGUUUGCAAAAUCCGCGGACUGAGUUUAAAAUCGCAUUGACGGUGGAAAUAGUUUAGUGGUUAAGGACUGUUUAAAAAUAAGAUUUAAUUUAUUUUGCGCUUUGGUAUCUGAAUAUCAACACUAAAGGUGACCAGAGGUUAAGGCAUAUGACUAUUUUCAAACUAUGGGGAUGCCGUGACAACUCCCCAUAUUUAUAUAAAAUUUCACGGCCAAGAGAAAUAUAAAAGUGUUCUAGUUUGCUGUCUGCACUUUAACAUAAAGUUUGAAAAUGCCGUUCAGAUCUGUUAUAAAAAUAUGACAAGUGAUAAUUUAAGGCAGUAUUAAAUACAAUGGGUCAAUGUGCUUACUAAAAAAUUUAAUAAAUUUUUUAAUUAGCAAUUAUUUGAAAAUUUUACUCUUAGGUAGUUUUUACUUGUUCUUUUAAAUCCAUUAUAAAAAAAAAAAUUUCAUCCUAUUAUAAAAAAGAUAGCUUGUUUAAUUUGAAUAUUGUAAAACAUGUUAUAUAAUGCUCACUUUUAUAACAUUCUUAAAAAAUAAAUAAUAGCGAAUUAUUUCAAGUGCCUCAACAAGAUAGAUAAAAACAAGAAAAAAUAUUAAGUAUUUUUUAACUUGGAAAAUUAAUUAGUGCAAUAUAGACUGGUAUUUAUUAGCUUUUUCCUAUAAAUGGUAAAGGAUCUCGUUUCGUCAUUUCGUUGACGCUUUAGAAAGGUACUAUCUACCUGUGACGUCAAUUUCUCCAAAUAUAGUAAUUAAUGUUUCGAAACACUUUCAUUUCACCUCAGGACGAUAGCCAAGAAAUAGUAGAUUGUUACCGAUAUUCGAGGGUUAAAUAGAAUAUGUAAAAAAAAAUGGAACAAAUCAUAAGAAACAUUAAAAAUAGAGAACUGUUUUCAAUAAAUCGGAAAUAAAGAAGGAAUUUUUAGUGAGGAAUUCAGGAAACAUAAGAAAUAAAUAUAUAUUGGAGAUUUUUAAUAUACUAAAUAUUCAAAACUAUUGAAUUAAAAUACCAAAAGAUAAGAUUACGCUACAAAAAGAUAAAACUAUCUUUUUACUGAUUUUUUUUUCUUAAGAAAAUAUAGCAGUUAUUACUAAUAGAGAAAUAUUAUUGAAACUUCUAAGUUUCAAUGGUAACACGCUACUUUUUCUAAUACGGCUUCGUUUUUCUAUUAGUUUGUUUGAUUUUGAUGUUGUGCAUGAUGUGUCGCUCACGUUUAAAACGUACUUUAAAAACCAAAAUAGAAAAAUAGUGUCUAACAGAAAAAAGUAUUUAACAUUUUUAAGUUAUCAUACCUAUAUUUUGAAUCAAGCAUCGCAUUACUUUAAUUAGUAACAUUGUAUCUCUCGGCUUCUGAAGUCUCCAAUGUGAGCCUCGAAUUUGGGAAUUUUUCAAAGGACUGAAGUUAGCGUUUAGUAGAGAUUGGUUGUAUAUUAGUUUUUGGUUACAAUAGUGAAUAAUAUCGUUUCGAUAUUCCGUUGACUCUUCAGGUAGGUGGCGUCAACUUGUGACAACGUUUUCAACAAAUUUAAGAAAUAUAUAUUUAUAUUUGAAAUGGUGAUUUUUAUAAAAAUGUCGUAUGUCGAAACACUUCUCAGUUUCAAGUCCUAAAACAGUAGGUGUAGUAAAAAAAGAGUUUUUCCAAAAAUUUUUCUAUCGGAUUGAAGUACACCUUUAACAUACAGCCGGUUAACCGGAAUCUUGUAACGUUGUUUGCGGAAGGAGUUGGACGAUUUAGAAAUCGCACUGCGUACUCCUGAACAGGUCGGAUACUGUUUGAGUACCAUCUCAUCCCCGUAAAUGAGUACUAUCUCAUAGUAAUCGUGGUUCCGAUAUAUUUGUGAACAAGUGAUAUUUCACUAAACGCGGAGCGUUUUUUGCUACAAACAGCUUAAUAUGCAAAAGCGCACUAAAAAUUUAGACCAAAAAACUUUACAACCAUCAUAUCACGUGCGUAACAUAUUACGCCACCGGCGGUUCAGCCGGCAACAAGCUCUGAUGGUUAUAUUUCUGAUGCGCAUUAACCAGAAAUUUUCAACUACUUUCCGUAAAAUGGAAAUUGAGAAAGUACUUUUCGUCUCCGGAUCUUACAGAGAACACGCUAUUUCAUUACUCUUCGCAUACUGGAAUAUUCUAUAUAUACAACACAAAAUUCGGUGCAAAUAUUUUAAAAGCGUAUUGUUGGAUUUAAAAUAAGACUUUUUUCCUAUAAACAUGCACAUGCGACGCAUCCUAAACAUAUGCACCCUCCCAAAGCUACAGCCCGCACAAAUUGCUUGAAGAAAAUCGAUUAGUUGGAACACUGACUACAGUUAUGCGUCAAAUCUUUUGAAAAUUUGCAAGUCCACGUUUUUUUGGCUGCUCUUGAGAUUUUCUGUCCCAAAAAUAGUGUCAACCCAAUUUAAGGGAAGAAUUCAGGGUAAGAUGAGAGUAUUCCGUUAAGAAAUUUGAAAAUCUAGAAUUAUCAUUUCUUGCAUUUUUUUCGAUACGAUACAAAGCCUUUCGAUAAGAAUAAAUCGAAAACAUAAAAUAGGGACAAAACGGUAAAGUUUUAAAGUUGGAUUUUUUGAGACGGUUCCAAAUCAUCGAUUUUCUUCAAGCAAUUUGCGGCCGUGAAAAGGUCGCAUGAUUUCUCGAACGAGCAUACCCGAAGGCACCGGCUGUACACACACACACACAAGACGUAGAUGGAGCGCGCACAGGAGACGUAACUGGAAAACUACUCAAAACGAAAACUGAGCCACUUAAAAAAAUUUAAACCAUUUUUUGUGAAUAGUUUUUUGAAAAAGUUAUCCUUUUCUCCUUUAUUUGUAAAAGACUACUGUUAAAAUUGUUAAUGUCUUAAACCUGUCGGAUGUGUUAUUUAGGAAUAAAAAAUUCAAAAUUGAAUAAGUCAAUAAAUCAUGAUAUAAUUUUUUCCAUCUUUUAAUGAGGCAAUAUCUUAAAACUAUUCUUAAUAGCGAGUAAGCCUUCCUCUGGAUCUGAUAACUUUAGCACAACGACUGGCCAUAGUCUCAAUCAAGGUUCUGAUCAAUUCCUGGGGUAGUUGUUCCCAUUCUUGAAUAAGAAGUUCUUCAAGUUCGUGGAUGGUUUGUAUAGGUUGCCGCUCAAAUAAUCUUCGUCCUAUUGUAUCCCACAGAUGUUAAGAUCUGGACUGCUAGCCGGCCAUUUCAUAACUUGAAUAUUAUAGUCAUUUAAAAAAGUUUUUGUUAUCUUAGCCACGUGUGGCAUUAUUAAGUUGUAAAAUGAAAUCUGCUACCAUAUUAUCCGUAAAAGGAAUCACGUGGCGUCAUAAAAUGUAUUCUAAGUAACGUAGUGCCAUUAAGGAACCGUUUACGAUUACCACAAGUCGGUGCACCAAUUUAAACAUAUACCAGCCCAUAUCAUAAUAGACCUUCCGCCAAACCGAACAGUUUCUUGCAUGGAGUCCAAAUACCGCUCAUCUAUUCGUCGCCAUACACGAACUCGUCCAUAGUUGUGAUGUAAGCAGAAUCUGGACCCAUCCGUAAACAAAACAUUACUCCAUUAUGGUAUUGUCCAAUGACGGUGUGGUUCGGCAAAAAUUCUUCGAGCUUUUCGAUGCUCUGCUUAUGUUAAACGAGGCACUCUAACCGACCUUCUAGCAUGCAACUGAGACUGACUAAAGUCAUUACGUACUGUUUGAUCAGAAAUUCUGGUUCAGACUUAAUAAACGGUCUUCUCGAGCUGAUGUGGUACUUUGACAUUGAAGUAAUGUCACAAGUUAAAUACCGAGACUAUGGUCUGUUUAUAGCGACCCGACUAACAUUUUUUUCUGAGAAAACUAACACAAAGUCUAUAUUACAUUGUGAUUGUAAAAUAAUAUAUUAAUUUAAUUACAAAAUACGUGAAAUAUAAGCUUAUGGAGUAGUGGCUCCUUUUUCGUUUUAAGUAUUUUAUAUUGUAUAUCGCUCACUUUUAUAAUAGCUAUAGAAACAAAUUUAGCAAAAUAUAUUAAGUGCCUAACAAACAAAACGAAGUAUUUAAAACUUUUAAUUAUUUUCAAUCUGAAGGUACCCAACGAGUAUAAAUUGGUUAGAUGUUAGUUUUCGCAAACAAAUGAUGAAUAAUAUCGUUUCGUCAUUCCGUUGACUCUUCAGACAGGUGGUAUCAACCUGUGACGACAUUUUCACCAAAUUUAACAUAGAUAGGUGACCUCAGAUAUAAUCAUAUUUGAAGUAACUUUUAUAAAAAUGUCGCCUUUCGAAACACUUUUGUUAAUAAAUCUACCCAGAAAUAAACGAAAUAUAUUUUCAAUAUCUUUCGUUAAUAUUCCAUUCCUCAAGGUACUGCGUGCGGAGCUAUUAAGGAGACAGACCAAAAGAUAAGAUUAUGUUACAAAUCUCCAUUAUACCAAAUAUUCAUUUCUACAGUGUAGCUACUAGUAUAGCUACCCACAUUCGAAACUAUUAAGGGAACAUACCAAAAGAUAAGACUAUUAGAAAUAUCCAAUUUUAAAAUACGUCAAAGAUAAAAUUAUACAUUAAUUUUUUAAUGAAAUGUUCUAUUUCAUACCACAGUUAAUUAUGGAAUAGUGAAUAUUAGUUAUAAAUAUAUUUAUAACUUAAUAUUAAUAAUAAACUUUUGUAAGGAAUAAUAUUAUGUAUACAAAAUUAUGGUGUAUAUCAUCAAUUUUACCAUGCAUACAUACAACAUAAUCUUAGGCUAAGGGCAAUUUCUUCCAAAUAUAUAUGGAACUAGAUAUUUUCAGCUUUUUACAAAAACCUGCGUCCCAAAAUUUGGUAUCCCAACGAUACCUACUUAUAUAUUCGGUACAUUACCAACAGAGGGCUGACAGGUUUAUCAAUAUUCUAUAUCCAUGUCGACUGUAGUUAAUACAACCUUAUUUUUUAUAUGAGCAGUCAUAUUUUAAAGGUUUCUUUGCUUUCCUUGAUCACCUAACCCUGAUGAUACCAUAAUUGUGAAAAGAAGACCAAGAAAAAAUGUUGAUAAAUGAUUUAUAUAGUUUUUCAUUGUUAUCUCCCGUGCCUCCCUUCACACUUUAUCUAGGCUUAGGACUAGUCCAAAUUAUGUUGGGUGCAACAUUUGGAGCGUGUUUAAAGGCCAACAGGCUAUAACAAUAAAUUAAUUUAAUCAUGAAAUUUUUCUUUAAUCCUAGUUAACUUUUUCGGCCAUUUUAAGGGGUGAGAAAUAAACCUACCAGCCAUAAAUUUUGAAAAUAUUUACAUGGGAUGUCAACAUACCAAUUCAACUUCAAACGUAAAAAAACUAAUAAAAUAGUUUAAUACCUCUGGAAUGAACGAAGAUUAAACAGUUUUUUACAAAUCUACUUUAUGAUGUUAAAGUUGUAACGGAUGAGUUUUCAGUUUUGCUCUAAUUUAUUACAAAACGUUUUUUCUUAUGCACUCCCUACUUAUUUUGUUCACCAUGUACUAGUAAAUAAGUUCAGGUUUACUUAAAAUUCCUCUUUAACGUGUGGUUCUGAAAUACCAACGAAAAUGUGCUGCGUUCAGUCAAUUCUUAAAGUGAAUUCACCUCAAUAAAAACUGUACCUCCUAUCUCUGUUUUUUUUCCUAAAUUUCUCACUUUUCCAAAAAAUUAAAUAGUUUCCAUAAAUAUUGCACUGUAUAGAAAAUGUCCCAAAAAAACUUUUAAUAAAAUAUUUACUCUCAAUAGUCAUUUGAAGCUUCGAACUUUUAAUUGCUAAAUUAAGAAGGCAACCAAUUAUUGGUUCAACCGUAAUUUUCAUUUAGUAGCCUAAGGACUUAUUGGAUACAAGAUAAAGUAAACGUCGCCAGCCUGUGGCGUGUGGAGUGAGACAAGAUGAAAGAAACUCUAGGAAUUCAAAAUCGGAAAAUUCAGUGGCGGCUCAUGUGCUUUUUUAUAGGGAGGUCAAAAAAAGUUUCUUAAAAUGUAAAAAUUACUGUUUUUUAUUAACUCAGCUGUCGACUAGGUGUUCAGCAAAAGCUGCUAUUGUUUUGACCCUUUAAAAUCUUCGAGGCACUUUGAAGUAAUUUUUUUACAUCUUUCAUAUAUGUAAAAUAAUUUAAUGUGUGUUUCAGACUUUUGUACUAAUUUUCAAUUUUAUUCUACCUAUUUCAAGUUAUUUUAAAAUUAUUUUUCUUCCAGAUAUUUGACGUAAUUUUUUAAUAUUUUUCAGACAUUUAAGUGCAAUGACAAGUCCAAUAUAAGUUUGUUCUAUCUUUUCUAUAGUAGAUAAAAGUUUUAGAGAUUUUUUUUUUUGGGUCAUGAUUUAGUGGAGCAGGUGCCAAUGAUAAUUAUAAUUAAUACAUUUUUCUAAACGCUUUUAACUCUAGCAGAAUUGAUAAAAAAACUGAUAUUUUUUUAAAUAAAAAUCAGAAAAAAAUAAGCUUAAAAAAAAUUCUUUGCAAAUCUGACACCAGCUUAAUUAAUAAAACCCAAGAAUUUUAAAUAAUCGUUAUAAUAUUGAAAUCGUUAUAAUAUUGAAAAUAGUGCAAUGCGAUUUUAUUUCAAUUAUUUAUUUUUUACUUGUAGUUAUUUUCAAUUUUUAGUUUAUGGAAUCUGUAGAGGUUAGGAAGGGCCCCUUUGGCGACGCCUUUAGAACAUUAUUUUGAAUAAAAAUACUUUAUAUCCUACUAAACUGAAACAAAAAUUCUGAAAUUACGACAGGUAUAUCUAUUUUUUAAAUCUUGCAAUGAACAUCCCUAAACAUAAAAAAUAUUAUUAACCAAAACCUUUGUCCCACUAACAAAGUUUUCCUUUUGUGGGUAAUCGUUUAUUUAUUUUACCUUAUUUGUUUUACUGAGUUGUAAUAUUGAGAAAUUUGAUAUAAAUAAACUUAUAAUUAUUAUUAUUAAAUAAACCAUUGCCAAAAAGCAAUAAAUUAAAUCGACAAAAUUUUGGCUUCUAUCCCUAAAAGUACUGAAUAUUCUGCGAAAUCAAAAUGAAAAGAUAUUUAAAAAAAAACUAACUUAAAAAAAAUCCAGAUAUUAACUUUAAAUUGGUGACUUACUAAGCCACAUUACUAAAACCAUAAUUUUAGGAUCAUGACAGAUUUCUUAGUUUUGUUAUGUCCAUUAGUUUAUUUUUGCAGUUUGCGCUGUUUUUCAAAAUGUUCACCUCAUGAUUGUGAAAUAGCUAUCGAUACGUAUGGUAGAAUCAUCUAUAUAAUUAGGUAUACAAUGUAAUUUUCCGGGAAUUGCAUUUUUGGAUUAAAGGAAAACUAUAAAUAAGAAAAUACUGAACAUUUUUCAAUGUUGCAGGGCCAUUGGGGGACAUACCAUUAAAAUAUUUGAUACUUUUCUUUUAUAUCACAUCCUAUAAAUUAUUAUAGAUUCCAUUUGAAACUAAAUUUUCACCUAAAAAUGUAACCACAUUAGUUGAUAUACAUCUUGUAAAGCCUAAUAUGCCAAAACUAACAAAAUAUUUUAGUUGUAUUCCGCUCAAUAAUCGAUACAUACAGUCGAUUUUGCUUCUGGGUUUAAAUGUUUAUAUCGCGCCACUCUUUCCCGUCAAAAUAGCCGGGACCAGCUCUUUUGGCAAAUAAAAAUUUACUAAUACUAUAUCUAAUCCGGGCAAAUAAAACUGCAUGUAAUUCUUAACUAUUAUUUACUUACUUAGUUACAAUUUCUCCUAAAUUUAUUUACAUUAAAAUGAAGUUAUAUCACUCGUAACUCCAUCCGCUAUCACAAGAUAAAGUAAUAUAAUAUAUGGGCCUUUUUAAAAGGCAGAUCACAACGAAAAAUUCAUUUAUUUUAAAAACCUGAGAAAUAAAAUUGCUUCUUCAGGCAUAUAUUAAAAGUUUUUAAAAUAAAUGGUAGAAAAUAUGAUUUGCAGCUAUUUAAAGUCAGCAAAUCAACUGAAUGGUAUUCAACCAGAAUUUGCGAACUACGCGAUUUAAAAAAUAAAGUGGCAAAAUUCCGGAUAUGAAAGAUCAGUCCAUUUUAGUGUGCAAUGUAUUAUUUUUCUGUACAAGUUGAUUAAAAAAUAAAUGUCUUAAAUAUUUAAGCAAAAAAAUCGGCCCUUUGCAAGGUUAAAAAAAAUGUUUCAGUUAAUUCCACUGUGUAAAGUUUUCACCUAAAUGGUUAAGGUGAUGCAACAUACAUAUAUCAAAUUUAAUAGAAUGUAUAUAUAUAUAGAAACAGAAAAAUUAAGAUUCUGAAUAUUAAUACAGUUUGUGAAAAAGGCGCAUUUUUCACAUGGUUAAAAUAUGUUAUUGCUCGAUUUCUUAAAAAAAUUAUCUGCUCAGCCAAAAACGAUAUUUAAAUAUGUGUUGUGUAUUUAAAAUUGUAUUUUAAUUUUCAUAUAAUUUCAUUAACAAGUGGAUGGACAAUACUGCUAUAACAGUAAAGCAUAACAGAUAACAAUCUUGUACAAACCAACAGACUUCAAAUUAUCUUUGUCCAGUGGACUUAAGUAUAAUUAGUUUAACUGAGUCCAAUAGAAUGAUUUUUUUUGAAACGCGAUUGGACUCUGGUACUACUUGAUGAAAAAUGUUUCUUCAUAUUGAUGCAUAUAUUGGACGUCCCAGACAGUCCAGUACUGCUAUAAACUAGGUCGAAAUGUCAAUGGAUUAAUAAUGAACACCCUAUGAAUAAGAAUUUUGGAAAACCAAUGAACAUCAAAAUAACUUUGAAAGGUAUAAUUAGUUUACUUGAGUCCAGUGAAUAAAUUUUCUUGAGAAGCCAUUGGACUCUUUUUUUAAAUUUAUUUCUAUAUAUGCAUAAUAUGUCCAUCUGUAGUCGAAAAAUGUUUCUUUAAUAUUUAUGGGACGUACGAUAGAUUUACGAAUUUCUUAAUCCCAUGGCUUGAAAAAGAGAGCAGCCAUUGAACUAAUAAAAAUGAAAAGCCAUUUAAAAAGAUACCAUAUAUCUCUCGAACAUAUAGAAUCAUAUUCUCGAACUGUGUCAGUGUGAAUAAAUUAACGGAUGUUUUCUAGAGCGAUUGGUACUGCCUAUGAAUCUGCAUGGAUGACUGCCAUAGAACUCGUGAAAUUUAUGUCACAUUUCAUAAAACCGGCGAAUGCAUCCGCAAAUUAACCCGAAGCUGGCAAUUGGUCAUGGUAUAACGAUGAUUCAGUUUCCCCUCCAUUGUUCACAUUGCAUGCAACCGUAUUUGGACCAUUCAAAUCCAUGUAUCACAACCAACGCCAUACUGGUUUGAAAAAUAUCAUCAAAAUAUUAUCAAAAAUAUUGACAUUUAUUAGCUAUCGCUGAUAAAUGUCUUGAUGCGGCUGCCAGGCCCAAGAAUAUAAAAGCGGGUUUUCGGGCAACUGGCAUUUUUCCAUUUGAUCCAAAUGUUGUUUACAUCUGAAGAUUUUGUAGCAACUAGUUUGAGUAGAGAAAAUAAAUGCACCGAAAACGAAAAUUAUCACUCUGAUGACUAUCGAAUUGUAAUGGUUCGUUAUGAUGUCUUAGAGACAGCAGCACACAAAGGCGUGAUGUUUUCCAAAUCAGAAGGGUCCAAUCUUGGACCCAUAUCGUCCAUCGACUUAUAGUGCAUUAAAAGAAGAGAUGAAGUAAAUCUUCUCAAAAGUAGUACUCCAGGGAUAAGUCCGAUCGUCGCCGAAAGUCGAUGCGAACCACCAUUGUGACAUCGCCAGAGAAUGCUGACACUCUGCUUCAAAAAGCCGAAACCAAACGCAGCAAAAAAAAAAUAGAAAACUUCCGAAAUUCUACCGAAGAAACGCGGUCGUCCCGCACUUUCCACAUCCUCAAAGAUUUCAAAUUUAUUGGAUUUUAAAGAAAAAUAGUUUUAGAUUGGACAUUGCGUGUUAUUGUGCGAGUUUUAGUAGUUUUUUUGGUAAAAUGACUGAUAAGCGCAGAGCUAUAAAUUUGAAAGAAAAAAUAGACAUCAUUAAAAGUAUUGAAAGUGGCAUUAACAAAUCGGAAAUUGCGGAGAAGGAAAAACAUGGCAAAAACAACAGUUUCUACAAUUUGGAGCAAUCGUGAAAAAAUCAAGCAAGCAAGUGAAAAUAAAUCGCAAAGAAUUAAGAAAAUUAGGAAUCCCGUACGCCCAGAUGUGGAUCAAGCUCUUAUUCGAUGGUUUGAGGUGAGAAGAACCGAAAAUAUUCCUAUAAGUGGACCACUUUUAAAAGCAAAAGCAGAAGAUUUAUCUAAGGGAUUACACGGUGGAGAUUUUAAGUGCUCUACAGGUUGGCUCGAGCGUUUUAAAGUUCUUCACAACAUCAAUGUCGGCAAAGUGUCCGGUGAAGCAGGAGAUGUUAGCAAGGAAGCUGUGGUGAACUGGUUAACCGAGAAAUGGCCAGGUAUUGCACAAAAUUACAGCUGUGAAGACAUUUUUAAUGGGGAUGAGACCGGACUAUUUUACAAGAUGACUCCAGCCCGUACACUGAAAUUUAGAGGAGAAAAGUGUAUGGGAGGCAAACAAUCAAAGCUAAGAUACACCGUUUGGGUUUGUGCAAAUAUGACAGGUAGUAAAAAACGUAAACUUCUUGUCAUUGGUAAACACGAACCACCGAGGUGCAUGAAAAAUAUUAAAAACCUGCCUGUUAUUUAUAAAUCGAAUAGACGCGCAUGGAUGACUUCAAACAUUUUUAUUAAUUAUUUGAAAGAGUGGGAUGAAAAACUAAGACGUCAAAAAAUAAAAAUAUUGCUUCUAGUGGACCAUUGUGCAGCUCAUCCAAAGAAUGUAGAUCUGACAAAUAUCAGAUUAGAAUUUUUGCCUCCCAAUUGCACUUCUGUCAUACAACCAAUGGAUCAAGGCAUAAAAAAAUGCCUGAAAACCUAUUACCAUAGAUAUUUUAUGUAUCGCCUAAUUCAAGCAUUGGAUAGUGAGGAAACGUUCAAUCUAACAAUUCUAGACUCGAUAAAAAUAAUUGCGAAAUCUUGGAAUGAGGUUUCACAAAAAACGAUUCAAAACUGCUUUCGACUGCUGCUCUAGUGAAAUCGAUCGAGGAGUUUGAUUCAGAUGAUGACUUGCCUCUGAAUCAGUGGUACGAGAAAUAUAAAAGUGUUGAUGAUGAUAAUGACUGCGAUAUUCCGCUAAGUUAUUGGUUGCAAAAUCACUACCAAGACGUAACUACUGUAGAAAAAUAUCUUCCUGAACUAGAUAAUUUUACGACCAUCGACGACCAUCUGGUAGCAACAGAGACCUUAACGGAUUGCGACAUUAUUGCCGAACUUAUAGAAUCAAACUGUUCAACGAAUGAUGUAUGUUCCGAUAACAAAAGCGGCGAUGAUGAUGGACCAGUGAACGAGCCCAUUCCAAGUUAUUGUGAAGCACUUUGUGCAAUUAAAACUGUUACGAAUUUCUUACAAUAUACUGAUUACGGAUCUGAUGAUACAAUUUUACAAGCCUCGUUAAAAGUUGAGAAGCACAUCGAGAAUUUCAAAUUGUGUAAAAAAAAAUCAGCAAACAAAAAUAACACGUUAUUUUUUUGAACAAUCGUAACUAAUAAAUAGUACAGAUUUAUUUUGAUUACAUAUGUAUAUGUAUCCUAUUUCAAUGUUAUAUUUUACAUAUUAAUAUUAUAUCUUUUUUUGUAUUUAAUACUUAGAAUGUAUUUUUUGUUAAUUUAGUCCUUUAAUUAAUACAAAUAAAUCUUUACAUAUUUA
Anthonomus grandis grandis is the source of this 12612-nucleotide messenger RNA. RefSeq names its product ELMO domain-containing protein 2. The record is from RefSeq and is a predicted model, not a curated record. The transcript has 3 exons. The coding region runs from base 180 to 1136 and encodes 318 amino acids. Lineage: Eukaryota; Metazoa; Arthropoda; Insecta; Coleoptera; Curculionidae. Gene Ontology annotation, molecular function: GTPase activator activity.